This is a messenger RNA of Talpa occidentalis (Iberian mole), 2405 nucleotides long. It is a transcript of the gene ZNF213, whose product is annotated as zinc finger protein 213. Gene Ontology annotation, molecular function: DNA-binding transcription factor activity, RNA polymerase II-specific; RNA polymerase II cis-regulatory region sequence-specific DNA binding. The coding region runs from base 193 to 1569 and encodes 458 amino acids. Gene Ontology annotation, biological process: regulation of transcription by RNA polymerase II. The transcript is spliced from 6 exons. The record is from RefSeq and is a predicted model, not a curated record. Lineage: Eukaryota; Metazoa; Chordata; Mammalia; Eulipotyphla; Talpidae.
GCUCCGCGCCCGAGGCUGCCGGGGACGGAGCGCGGGUCCAGGUCGGGGCCACCUUCCCGCCGGCCGCCGCCCGCCGAGCGACCCCGGAGUGUGUGUCCAGAUGCAGGUCCAGCUGCCACCAGGGAUUCCUCAGGGAGACUGAAAGGCUGGUGCCCUGGCCCAGGUUGAGGCCAACUAGCCUGAGCCUGGGGAAUGGCAGCCCCCCUGGACCCUCAGGACCAGGCCUCUGGGGAGGGAGAAGGGCUUCUGAUCGUCAAGGUGGAAGAUUCCUCCUGGGAGCAGGACUCGGCCCAGCAAGAGGACAGCAAGGAUGCUGAGGCCUGCCGCCAGCGCUUCCGGCAGUUCUGCUAUGGGGAUGCAGGCGGGCCCCAUGAGGCCUUCAGCCAGCUCUGGGAGCUCUGCUGCCGCUGGCUGAGGCCCGAGGCACGCUCCACGGAGCAGAUCCUGGAGCUGCUGGUGCUGGAGCAGUUCCUGAGCGUGCUUCCGGAGGGCAUCCAAGACUGGGUGCGGGACCGGUGUCCAGGGAGUGGUGAGGAGGCUGUCGCCUUGGUAGAGGAUCUGCAGAUACAGCCUGGGAAAGCCUGGCCGCAGGACGUGCCCUCAGAGGAUGUGGAACCCGAGGCUACAGUCCAGGGAUCCCAGGCCAGGGGGCUUCCCCCAAAGGUGGGGGCACGAAGCUGGCUGCCCAUCCCCUGGGAACAGCAAGGCUGUGGCGCCCAGCUCCCUGCUCUUCUUAAAGAGGGGAGCACCAGAGAGACUGCGGACGUCUGCUUUGCCUCCGGGGUCCAUGGACCCCUGACCUCUGGCGACAUCCCCUUCUAUUUCUCUCGGGAAGAAUGGGCUUCCCUGGACCCGGCGCAGAGGGACCUCUUCUGGGACAUAAAGCGGGAGAACUCCCGGCACGUGGCCCAGGGUUCCGGGCUCGGGAGCCAAAGCCCCAGGAGGCCGCUGGAGGAGGCUGGGACGGUGCUCCCGGGCCAGGCCGGCGCCGGCCGGCUGGGGCCCUGGAGCCUGGAGGGGGCCGGCGCCUGGGCCGGGGCGGUGCGGCCAGGGGCGCCCGUGGGGCGCGUGGGGGUGCGGCGGGGGCGGCCGCCCACGCGCCGCCGGCAGUUCCGGGACCUGGCGUCGGAGAAGCCGCACGGCUGCGGCCAGUGCGGGAAGCGCUUCCGCUGGGGCUCGGACCUGGCGCGCCACCAGCGCACGCACACGGGCGAGAAGCCGCACAAGUGCCCCGAGUGCGACAAGAGCUUCCGCAGCUCCUCGGACCUGGCGCGCCACCAGGGCGUGCACACGGGCCAGAAGCCCUUCUCCUGCUCCGAGUGCGGCAAGAGCUUCAGCCGCGGCGCCUACCUGGCCGACCACCAGCGCAUCCACACCGGCGAGAAGCCCUUCGCCUGCGGCGACUGCGGCAAGAGCUUCUCGCUGCGCUCCUACCUGCUGGACCACCGGCGCGUGCACACCGGCGAGCGGCCCUUCGGCUGCGGCGAGUGCGACAAGAGCUUCAAGCAGCGCGCCCACCUCAUCGCGCACCAGAGCCUGCACGCCAAGAUGGCGCAGCCCGUGGGCUGAGGCCCCGCACCCGCAGACCCACCCGUCAGCCCCAGGACCCGGACGGGCAUCCCUCUGACCUCCUGGCCACUCCUCCGCUGCGGGGUCUCUGGCCUCUGACCCCCUGGAGCGCGGCUGUUAGGAGUGGGGGCUCUGGGAGGGGUCCCUGCCCUGAGCCCCGGCUGUUUCCAGCCUCCUCCAGCAGCCCACGGGCAGGUCCUUUGUCCUGCCACCCUGUGCCUGGUGGCGGGGCGGGAGACAAGCCUGAACGCUGGGCACCGCGGGGACGGCAGCCGCCCUAGGAGGUCCUGGCAUGGCCCGUGGCGUUCGGGCCCCCCUUUCCAGGCCAUCACCCCUCUGCCCUGUCCUGGCGACGGGGCAGCUGCCCGUGCCCACGGAGUCCCUGAGCAUACCCUGUGCCAGCCUGGCGAGGGGGGUGCGGCUCCGGGGGCGGGAGGCCGACGACAGACCAAGAGCUGGGCGGGAGAGGCCGGCUGCUCCUGCCCUGGCGGCCUGGGCUCACGGCACUUAACACUAGCGCUCGGCCGCGGCCUGUCCCAGCACAGCCCUCCGCCGCUCGCCCGCGCUGCCUCGUGGGGGCCGUGUCGGCCGCGGAGCAGCACCGACAGGGACAGGCCACGGCCCCCAAAGGAGCUCGCCCAGCCGACUCCCCAAGUUUGAAAGAAACAGAAUAAGGGUUCAAAUAAAAGUGCAAACUUCCUCCAGGCUGUUCUGUUCUUCGGGUGGCUGCUGGCGGGGGAGAGACCUGGGAUUCCUGCCCCUCGGCCUCCGGGCUGGUGUCCUGAGGGCGGGUGAUGCUGGGCGCCACCGGGUGGCCAUCGUUGGCUUCCAGGGCA